AAUCAGCGCAUGUUGAAUUGUCAUGCAAAAAGAAACGUCACAUAUGGGCUAAAUCUUCAAUUAAACAAUCACUACAUCAUAACGUUUCAAAUCAGUAAUACAACAAAUAAUAUUGACGUUUCAAUCAAGUGUUGAAAUAAUGAGUCCGACAAGAGAAGUCGUAGAGACGUACGAACACAUCCUAAGAAGAAUGAUGUGUGUUCAUUGUGGCGACUACAGCAAACCUAUAUUCGUCCAAUGCAAGGAGGGACAUGUCAUAUGCUCGUUCUGUGUAGGCACAAAAAUUUGCCGAAUUUGUGGCGAUUUAGUUGCGCCGUACAGAAUUUACGUAUUCGACAACAUCCACAACUUGAUGACCUUUCCGUGCCAAUUCAGACGUAGGGGUUGUAACUUCAGAGGCAAAUAUCCACUUUUGCAGCAUCACCUGACUGAAUGUAGUCUUCGCGAAUAUUAUUGUCCUUUAGUGAAUUGCUAUUGGAGAGGUGAGGCUGAAGAUAUCUUCCGGCAUUUCAGGGAUACUCAUAACAAUCAGAGGAUGGUUAAGUUGAAAGCUGAUAAUGUUAUUAAGAUCAUUGAAAAUGAAGAGAGAAGGUUCAUUAUAAAAGAUUUGGGUAUUAUUUUCGUUGUAGUGUUCGCAUUCCCAUAUCAUGCGCAGUUCGUUCAAUGUUACGCGACAAAUUUCGAUAACUCAUUCAACUGCAUUGAAAAUUUCGAGGUGGUUUUCCACAUCAAACUGAAGGCCGGUAGGACUUUUGUAGGCAAGGUUCCGUGUAAGCAACGACUUCAUACAACUCCUCAUUGGCAGCAUGUAGUUUUAAAUUCGAUGAUUGAUCAAAAUGUAGAUUUUAUUAUUGAAUUCAAAUUGAGAGAACAGUAUGUUUUACCACCAUUGGGGUAAUUAUUUUGGAAAAUUGUACUAGUUUUAGUUCGUAUUCUUACAAACAUUAUUUCAAUGUGCCAGUCUUAUAUAAACUUCAAUAAACGUUGUGAAGUUCUUUAAAUAAAUAUUUAUAUAUA
Coccinella septempunctata (seven-spotted ladybird) is the source of this 1017-nucleotide messenger RNA. Its product is annotated as probable E3 ubiquitin-protein ligase sinah. Gene Ontology annotation, biological process: proteasome-mediated ubiquitin-dependent protein catabolic process; multicellular organism development. Lineage: Eukaryota; Metazoa; Arthropoda; Insecta; Coleoptera; Coccinellidae. The transcript has 2 exons. The record is from RefSeq and is a predicted model, not a curated record. Gene Ontology annotation, cellular component: cytoplasm. Bases 140 to 898 code for a protein of 252 amino acids. Gene Ontology annotation, molecular function: ubiquitin conjugating enzyme binding; ubiquitin protein ligase activity; zinc ion binding.